UCAGCCGGAAGCGGAAACCACGCACGACCAUCCUGGCUUUCGCCGCGCCCUCCCACUUCCGGCCCCGCCCCCAGGCUUCCGGUCUCUCUGCCCCUGUCGGACUGUCCCGGGUUGUUUUUGUCGACAUGGCGGUGGCUCUGAACCUUUUGCUGGGCUCGCGUGUUCGUGCUGCCGUGGCUCGCUGUGGUUUCGCGACCCGGGGGAUGGUAGACCCGGGCACGCUCGGCCGGGAGCCAGACCCCGAUUCCGACUGGGAGCCGGAGGAGCGGGAGCUGCAGGAGGUGGAGAGCACCCUGAAACAGCAGAAAAAAGCCGCCCGAUUCCAGAAAAUUCGGAGACAAAUGGAGGCGCCGGGUGCCCCGCCCAGGACCCUGACGUGGGAAGCCAUGGAGCAGAUCCGAUAUUUGCGUAAAGAAUUUGCAGAGUCCUGGUCAGUUCCCAGAUUAGCUGAAGGCUUUGGUGUCAGCACUCAUGUGAUCCGGAGGGUUUUAAAGAGCAAGUUCGUACCCACAUUGGAGCAGAAACUGAAGCAGGAUCAAAAAGUCCUUAAGAAACCCGGGCUUGCCCUCUCGUUCAGGCAGCUCCCGGGUUCUCAGGAUUCCUUGAAGCCGCUCUCCGCGAGCCACUCUGGAUCAGGCUCUUCGUUGAUGCCAGCAGAUGAAACCUCAUUCAAAGGCUGGGGUCACAGCACAGCUUUGAAAGUGAUAGAAUCGAACACUCACAGUACACCAAGGAGACAGAAGGGAGGGGAUAAAGGAAUCCAGGAUCCGCAGCGGGAGCACUCUGUGCCUGUUGCAGAUCUAGGUCACGGGCAAGAGCUGCAGAAGUGCUCCACCAGCGAUCGUGCGGGUUCUAGACGAGCUGACGGUGAUGGAUUGCCAACUGCCAAGAAGCUGGAAGAGUUGAAGGCGCAGGACCCAGGUGACCAGAACUUCAGCAGCAAAGUAGUCCAGAGGGGGCGAGAGUUCUUUGACAGUAACGGGAACUUCUUGUACAGAAUUUGAGCUGGAGCCUGGUUUGUGGAGAAUGCCACCUGAAACGCAGCUGGGAGAGUAGGUUUGGAGCUGCCUGGACUUUUGUGUGUGGAUCAUCCACCUUGGGAUGGGAGGAAAUGAUGAGCCUGGACCAUGGGAGGAAACAACUGCUCAGAUAUGAAUCUGACAAGAGGGCAGUGAACUUCACAGGGCCAAUGUGUAUUGGCAGGGCAGGGUUAAUGACUGGCUGGGUAGACUCCAGUGUCCUGGAGCUCUGCUCCUGAUCUGACCCGUGUGGAUCUUCAGUACUCCCCAUUUUUGCUUGGGCUCUCUGUAUGUUGAAACCAGCCCGUGUUGCAUGCGUUGUUAGAACUUUUCUGUGAAAUUUGCGGUAUAUGUUUGGGAAAAAAUGAAAAGUUUGCCUUCUGAUCUCAUUUACUUCUUGAUUAAUGAACACUAAUAGUUCUGGAACUGCUUUAUCAGUAGAAUGUUUUCAUUAUGUGCAAAAGAAAAUAAAAUGUAGCAGUUUG
Molecule: messenger RNA, 1504 nt
Organism: Prionailurus viverrinus (fishing cat)
Lineage: Eukaryota; Metazoa; Chordata; Mammalia; Carnivora; Felidae
Gene: NGRN
Product: neugrin, neurite outgrowth associated
Exons: 3
Coding region: 126-1004 (292 amino acids)
Cellular component (GO): nucleus
Source: RefSeq, a predicted model, not a curated record